This is a messenger RNA of Schistocerca piceifrons (Central American locust), 1089 nucleotides long. Its product is annotated as extracellular serine/threonine protein CG31145. The annotation marks the transcript as partial. Gene Ontology annotation, biological process: protein phosphorylation. Lineage: Eukaryota; Metazoa; Arthropoda; Insecta; Orthoptera; Acrididae. Gene Ontology annotation, molecular function: protein serine/threonine kinase activity. Gene Ontology annotation, cellular component: Golgi apparatus. The transcript is spliced from 7 exons. The record is from RefSeq and is a predicted model, not a curated record.
AUGCUUGUGUCUGGCUACGGAAACAUGAAGAACCUGACGUCACUGGAGCGCUUCCACCGGCGCAUCUCGCAGCACGAACUGUACCGCGCGGGAGACCCCGUGAUCGAAGACGUGCUGCGGGACCUGGCCACGCAGCGCAUCGUGCACGUCAGUCAAAAAGAUGGAGGCACUCAAAUCAAGCUGGUCAUCGACUACGCUAACCAGAUGCAAGCUCUGUUCAAGCCUAUGCGGUUUCCUCGGGACCAGCAGACACUGCCCAAUCACUUCUACUUCACGGACUUCGAGCGGCACACGGCAGAGAUCGCCUCCUUCCACCUGGACAGAUUGCUGGGCUUCCGGAGGGCUAUGCCGGUGUCGGGGCGCGUGCUGAACAUGACGAGCGAGCUGUACGAGCUGGCGGACGGCGAGCUGCUCAAGACGUUCUUCGUGUCGCCGUCGGACAACCUGUGCUUCCACGGGCGCUGCUCGUACUAUUGCGACACGGCGCACGCCAUCUGCGGCAACCCGGACACGCUGGAGGGCAGCUUCGCCGCCUUCCUGCCCGACAAGGCGGUCGCGCCGCGCAAAGUGUGGAGACACCCAUGGCGCCGCUCCUACCACAAGCGCCGGAAGGCCCAGUGGGAGAACGACCCUGACUACUGCUCGCUGGUGCGUGACAUCCCGCCGUACGACAGCGGGCGGCGGCUGCUGGACCUGAUGGACAUGGCGGUGUUCGACUUCCUGACGGGCAACAUGGACCGCCACCACUACGAGACGUUCCGCAUGUUCGGCAACGACACGUUCCCGCUGCACCUGGACCACGGGCGCGGCUUCGGCCGGCCCUUCCAUGACGAGAUGUCCAUCCUGGCGCCCGUCAUACAGUGCUGCCUUCUGCGGCAGUCGACGCUCACCACGCUGCUCAGGUACCACAACGGCCCCCGCAAGCUGAGCGACGCGAUGCGGGACGCGAUGCAGAAGGACCCGGUGGCGCCGGUACUGUGGGAGCCGCACCUCGCCGCGCUGGACCGCCGUGUGCGCAUCGUGCUGCAGGCCGUGCGCGACUGCGUUGCCCGCGACGACGCCGUCGAGGCGGUGGUGCGCAACGACGCC